CUACCUUCUUAGGUACGGCAGUAAGUAGUUGGCACAUGAAACCGAUACGUCAGCCAGGCGAGCUCGACCUCGGAAUGCCCUCGCAUUGUGAACCUGCAUGUGUGCCCCGAGUGCGUGCCUAUAAGAUCCCGCCGUGGCCGGGAGCCAUGCCAUCCGCGCCACUCACUCCUUAACAAUGGACAGAAGCACGCUCCUCCUCCUGCUAUUUGCCGGGGCAGUGCUCUACCGCCUGGCUCGGUCGGUGCUCACGGCGUUGCAGCGCCGGCGCUUCCGGCGCGCGCACAACUGCCAGCCGCCCAGCCGCCUCGCCUCGGGCCCAUGGGGGGUUUACGCCUUCGUGGGGCUACUCUCGGCGGCGCGACGCAAAGAGCACCUUCAAUACAUCGUCGCGCGCUACACCUCGGGGAUGGAGACAUUCGCGAUGUCGCACUUCGGCACGGACCUGAUCCAGACGAUGGACCCGGGCAACAUCAAGACGGUUUUGGCGACGAAGUUCAGCGACUACCAGCUGGGCGUCGCCCGCCACGACAGCUUCCGCGACCUCUUCGGCGACGGCAUCUUCACGCUCGACGGCGCGGGGUGGGAGCACUCGCGCGCGCUGCUGCGGCCACAGUUCUCGCGCAAGCAGGUGGCGGACGUCGGGAUGCUCUCUGUGCACGUAUCGCGGGUGCUCGCGCACCUGGCCGCGGUGCCCCGCGGCCAACCGGUAGACCUGCAGCCGCUGUUCUUCGCGCUGACGCUGGACUCGGCGACCGAGUUCCUGUUCGGCGAGACGGCGGGGUCGCUGCUGCGCGGCGCCGACGACCGCGAGGGGUUCGCAUACAACUUCAACCAGGGCCUGGAGUGGAUCAUGUUCCGGCUGCGGCUGCGGGCGUUCCCGCUCGUGAUGCGGUGGAAGCCCGCGGCUAUGCGCCGCUGCAACGAGUUUGUCCACCGCUUUGUCGACGGCUAUGUAGCCCACGCCCUUGACCCAACAAGGAAGAGGGACGCGGAGAGAUAUGUCUUCCUCGACGCGGUGGCUGCGCAUUCGCAGGACCCGAAGCUCCUAAGAGACCAGAUGCUCAAUAUCCUCCUGGCCGGCCGCGAUACCACCGCGGGCCUGAUCGGCUGGACGAUGUACCUGCUCGCGGGUGACGCACGGGUGUAUGCCAAGCUCCGCGGCGAGCUGGAGGCCGCGUUCGGCACCGGCGUGCCCGGCGCCUGGAGGAGCCCCAGCUUCGAGGAGCUGAAGGACGUCGUGUACCUGCGGCACGUGCUGAACGAAGCGCUACGCCUCUACCCCGCGGUCCCCCUCAACCUGCGCACCGCGAUCCGCGACACCGUGCUCCCGCGCGGCGGCGGGGUCGACGGGCAACAGCCGAUGCACGUGCACCGGGGACAGCGGGUACAAUACAGCGUAUUCGCGCUGCACCGACGGACAGACCUGUACGGGGCCGACGCGGCAGAGUUCCGGCCGGAGCGGUGGGGUGAGGGCAAGGCGAUCGGGCGCGGCUGGGAGUAUUUGCCGUUCAAUGGCGGCCCGAGGAUCUGUCUCGGUCAGCAGUAUGCCCUCACUGAGGCCGGCUACACCGUCGUUAAGUUGCUGCAGAGGUUCAAGGGGAUGGAGUUGGCGAAGGAUAGAGGCGUGACUAGGAUUCAGACUACGCUUACGAUUGCGCCGGAGACGCUAUGGGUAAGGCUGGUGCCGGUGGACAUGGACACUGCGGAGUAGGAUGUCGUGGGGGCGGCGGGCAAGGUGCCGCGUUGGUGAUGACUCGGUCAUGAAUUAUGAUGCUAUGUGUACGGAUAUACACGCUAUACUGCCUAAAUCCAUCUUAAAUUUUUGUUUAAUUCCAGCCCGAAAUCAUCGUACAUCACCCACAUCCCUACUUUCACGCAAGAAGAAUCAAACCCAUCACGCAAAAUCAAUGAUACCCCCAAAGCAGCCUUGUUCCAUGCGCGCAAAGAAGUGAAAACGGAAACCAACGUCAAAGACAAAAACCCACCCACCCCUACCAUUACCA
This is a messenger RNA of Tricharina praecox, 2003 nucleotides long. Its product is annotated as cytochrome P450. The record is from RefSeq and is a predicted model, not a curated record. Bases 176 to 1711 code for a protein of 511 amino acids. Lineage: Eukaryota; Fungi; Ascomycota; Pezizomycetes; Pezizales; Pyronemataceae. Gene Ontology annotation, molecular function: heme binding; oxidoreductase activity, acting on paired donors, with incorporation or reduction of molecular oxygen, reduced flavin or flavoprotein as one donor, and incorporation of one atom of oxygen; iron ion binding. The transcript has 2 exons.